Molecule: messenger RNA, 1185 nt
Organism: Fibroporia radiculosa
Lineage: Eukaryota; Fungi; Basidiomycota; Agaricomycetes; Polyporales; Fibroporiaceae
Exons: 6
Coding region: 1-1185 (394 amino acids)
Biological process (GO): ceramide biosynthetic process
Cellular component (GO): membrane
Molecular function (GO): sphingolipid delta-4 desaturase activity
Source: RefSeq, a predicted model, not a curated record
AUGUCUGCGAAGAAGGCUGUUGAUCCUGUCGCAAGAGUCGACUUCAGCCUUUUUGGCGGUGCUGAGUCGCUCACAGAGGGCAGGACACCUCGCAGGACUACUGUCGUGUCACCUACACCCAGUGACGAUGGAAAGACACAUAUCUCACCUCCCCAGGACCCGUCUGACUUCCUUUGGAUCAUGACCGAAGAGCCACACCGCAGUAGACGCAUGGCGAUCAUGAAGGCUCAUCCUGAGGUCAAGAAACUCAUGGGCUACGAGCCUCUGACGAAAUACGUUGUCUUCGGCGUAGUUGUCACCCAGUUGCUUGUCGCCUAUCUGCUGCGGAAUACCAAACCAUUGACGCCUCUCUUUCUCUUCUGCGUGUAUUUCAUCGGCGCAACUGCAAACCACAAUUUGUUCCUCGCUAUCCACGAGAUUACACAUAACCUAGCAUUCAAGGGAAUCAAAGCCAAUAAGGCACUGGCUGUGUUUGCAAAUUUUCCUAUUGGCAUCCCCUAUUCUGCCGCAUUCAAGCGAUACCACUUAGAACACCAUAAAUACCUGGGCGAAGACGGUAUAGACACCGACCUGCCGACGCGUCUCGAACUAAUUUGUCUGAACAAUGUUCUUGGGAAGGUCUUCUUUGCUACGUUCCAGAUUUUAUUUUACGCGCUGCGCCCUGGUUUCGUGCGCACGCAACAGCUGACGCAAUGGCACUUGGUGAAUCUGGUCGCGCAACUGAUUUUUGAUUACAUUCUUGUGAAAACAUGCGGUGCGCGUUCGCUCAUCUAUCUGAUUGCGUCAAGCUUCUUCGCCGGUAGCCUGCACCCGUGUGCGGGACAUUUCAUUGCCGAACACUACGUAUGGGAUGGUCUCAACCAGGAGACAUACUCGUACUAUGGGCCGCUCAACGUGCUCGCGUACAACGUUGGAUAUCACAACGAGCACCACGAUUUCCCUUCCGUACCGUGGACCCGGCUCCCCGCUCUCCGCGCGCUCGCACCUGAAUUCUACGACACGAUUCCGUCGCACCCGUCAUGGCCCAUGGUGAUUGUCAACUUCAUUCGCGAUCCGGAGGUGGGAAUGUUUGCACGUGUGAAACGCCCCAUGAAGGACAGGGACUGUGGCUCAGCUACAAACGCCCCUGAGGCGAAGCUGAUGAAGGUGCAUAGCGAGAUGGAGGAUUCGGAUGACAGUGCUUAA